Molecule: messenger RNA, 3640 nt
Organism: Myiozetetes cayanensis
Lineage: Eukaryota; Metazoa; Chordata; Aves; Passeriformes; Tyrannidae
Gene: CAST
Product: calpastatin
Exons: 30
Coding region: 82-2385 (767 amino acids)
Cellular component (GO): cytoplasm
Molecular function (GO): calcium-dependent cysteine-type endopeptidase inhibitor activity
Source: RefSeq, a predicted model, not a curated record
UUCCAGCCGCCCGUGGAGCCGGGAGUGACUGGCCACCCCUGCUUCUCUUCCCCGGGAUCGGUGGCAGGAGCCCCGCCGGCAAUGUCGGAGAGCGGGACGGGGCAGCAGCCACUGCCCGCGGCGCAUGGUGACAAGAAGGCAAGUGGAGAUUCUUCCAAGCCAGGAGAGAAAAAAGCAGAAGUCGCAGAGAAAAAACAAGUAAGUGCUAAUGUUAGCCAACCCCCCAAAACACAGACAAGGGGAGCACCUGCUGCUGCUAAGAUGCGUGGCCUUCAGCUGUACUUCACCUUAUUCUUCACAUUUACACUGGGCUGUGAGUGCAUAUUGGCACAAAGCAAAAUCUCUCCUUCUGCGGAUGCAUCAAAACCACAAAUUAUGAAGCCAUCUGAAACCAGGUCAGCACCAACAACCAAAGCAGGAUCUGAAAAAAACACCCAGUCAACCAAGCCAACAGACUCUCAAAAUAAACAGCUGUCUGAAGAGAAGCAAAAGGAACCCAGUGAUGCAAAAAACCAAACCUCACCUUCUGUGACAACAGGUUCUAAACCAAAUAAUGCUGGAAAAGGAACUACAACUGAGACUGACCAACCUCCACAAGCAACCCCCCCAGAGACAGCAAAGCCUAAAUGUGAGAUGUCCACGAUGGCUGGUGCAGCUUCUGCUGGCACAGCUGGUGCAAGUGUGGUUGCUGCAGCUGAUAAAUCAAGUGCUGAGCCUGGUAUGGAUGAGUCAGCACUGGACAGCCUAAUAGAUACCCUGGGUGGACCUGAAGAAGAUGUGCCCACUACUCCUGUUUACACUGGUCCAGAAGUUACGGAAGAUGAUAUAUAUUCAAGAUACUUGGAAGAACUGGGUAAACGGGAGGGUAGUCUCCCUCCAGAGUAUGUUAAAUUGUUGAAGAGCAAAGCCAAAGACGGAGUCCUACCAAAAGCAAAUGAACCAAAUGAAAAACCAAUGACAGAUGAUGAGCUUGCCGAGGCCUUGUCAUCUGACUUUACCUGCAGUACUGCUUCUGCUCAGAAAGAGAAGACAAGUCUGACAGAGAAACAAAGUAAGGAAGGAGAAAUCGUGCAAGCACAAGCAGCAAGUUCAGUCAAGACCUCAGUUCCUCCUAAGGAGAAGAAAACAAGAUCAAAUGAGGAAAUUAAAGAAGAUGCAGUGGAAGCUCUCCUGGAUACUCUUGGAGGACCUGAACCUGAACCUGAAGAUCCUAGCCCUGUUGUAGAGGUGUCAGAGGCAAAAGCUAAAGAGAAAAAAGAAGAAAAGGCUGGAGAACGUGAUGAUACAAUACCUCCAGAAUACAGGUUAACUCCAGAGUUGGAUAAGGAUGGAAAACCAAUAUUGCCGAAGCCUGAAGAAAAAGCAAAGCCUCUGAGUGAAUCUGAUCUUGUUGAUGAAUUUUCAAAGGACUUUGCCUGCCCUGCACAGCCUGCAGCACAGUCCAAACCUUCAAAGCCCAGCAACAUCUCCAAAAAGCCUUCGGAUUCUGUGUCUGCAAAAACCACUGAGAAUAAAGUAGUCCCUCGUGCCACAGCUUGCACUGUGCAGUCUUCAGCUCCACCAGCCCUGUCUUCAGUUGGUCAUGUACCAGAUGAAGCACUGGAAGCCUUGUCCAGCAGCCUGGGAAAGAAGAAGACUGAUCCAGAUGAAAAAAAUCCAGCUAUGGACAAAGUUAAGGAUAAAGAUGGAAAACCACUCUUAACAAAACCAGAAGAAAGGCCACAGCUGAUGAGUGAAAAUGAUCUGUUAGAGGGUUUGACAGAAGGAUUUUCCUGUUCUCCAUCACCACCUGCACCAUUACCUAAGUCAGUUGUACAAAAGAAAACCAAGGAGGGUGGGAAGCCAACGGGUUCCUCGGAUGUUAUCUCUGCUGCUACAGUUUCAUCAGUGCACUCAGCAGCUCCUCUGUCUUCUACCUCAGGAGGAAAAGAGAUGGAUGAAGCCUUGGAUCUCCUGUCUGAUUCCCUGGGACAGAGGGAGCCUGACCCUGACGAGAACAAACCAGUUGUGGAUAAAGUAAAGGAAAAGGCUAAAUCUGAACACAGAGACAAACUUGGAGAAAGAGAUGAUACCAUCCCACCUGACUAUCAAAAACUUCUGGAGUCAGGUGAUCAGGGUAAAGCAGCAAAGCCAACAGCAAAGGAUGACGUAAACCGCAAAGGACAAAAGAAGCCUAGAGAUGACAGUGCAGCUAUUGAUGCCUUAUCAGGUGACUUUGACACUUGUGCGAAUGCUCCUGCUACACCACAGCACUCAAAGGACAAAAGCGGAAAGGAAACCACGGCGACUAAACCAACCUCAAAGGACAAAGGAAAACCCAGAGACCCUAAAACGGCAAAGGGACAGUCCUCCAGCAGCAAAUCUGAGAAGCAGAAAACAAGCUAAACAUUAAAACAUUAUCAGGAUCCUGGCACAUCGUGUAAAAUGUCUUCUUUCUGUGGGUGGAUAGUUACUCCUGAGGAACAAAAGCUGAUGCUGAAAGCACAUGGUUAUUCUGGGUGGUUUUUGUACAGUGAUAAUUGCUGCACUUUUUUUUCAUCUUUCCUUUUUCCCAGUAGUAGGCUCGGGUGGUUUGUUUCUUUCCCUUAGCCAUUCAGUUCAUUAGACUCAUAUAGUCUGACUGUUUUGUAAUUUCCUUCAGUGUUCAGAAGAAAAGAAUUCUUCUAUUUGCAAGAAAUAUAUUCCACCAAUGAAGAGCAAUGCAAAAAAAAAAAAAAAUUGCUGCAGACUUCUGCACAUAAUCUCCGCAUAGUGCCUCUAACUCUCUGAAGAGUUCGUAUGUGCUAGCAUUUUUAACAUUGCAGUGAAUGCCUUAAGUGUUCUGGAAUAUAGUGAGCUUUAGUUAUCCUCAGCUGGGGCUGUGCAGGCUUUGCUCAGGCCGGAUCCUGGUAGGAAAACCGCAGGUCAGCUGUGGGUGGAUAAAGGCUGAGAAACUGGGGAUUAGGCUGCUUCUUCCAGCACAUCUGGUAAUAAAGCAGGUAUUUGGGAUGCUGCCUUAACUGUAGUUAAAAUACACUAGGAUAGGAUUUCCACCCCCCCCCAAUUCCCCCAAUUGUAUCUGUACUGUUACAUCAUAAUUUCAGGAGUCUCCUGGACUGAACAAACACAAGUCUUAGUGUAACAGUGACGCUGCUACCAUCACAGAAGGGGAAAUUGAGAAGGGGCAAUGAGUCUUGGCCAAAAUUGAAGUCCAGGUCCACAGGCAGUCUCUUUUUUUGUUUAAAUCUUAUUUUGCACUGUUUCUAGUCCUUCUGUUCCUCGCACUCCAGCAGGGAAUGCAGAAAUAGGGCCGAAGUUAACACUGCAGGGGACAAUGUCCCAUUCUCCUGCCCUGCGAGAGAACAGGCACGGGCAGGCACCUUUCACGGGUCUGCUGCAGUCAGGGCUGUCAGGACAAGUGUCUCCGUGGGUUUCCCUCUGCCUUCCUCCCCUGCAGAACAUCCUUUUGCUCAUCCUUACACGUGUUACGGCUCCUCCCAUCAGCUGCCGGAGGAAGGUCUCCUACCGACACCAAAACCUGGCUCUGGGGUGUGGCCCUGGAGGCAGAGACAGCCUGGAGACUGAAGUUGGGGAUAUUUAGACUCGAGACUGUGCUUCCAGUCUGCACCGUGCCACACUAAUAAAAGUUUUUAAGGAUGCA